Molecule: messenger RNA, 1247 nt
Organism: Melanotaenia boesemani (Boeseman's rainbowfish)
Lineage: Eukaryota; Metazoa; Chordata; Actinopteri; Atheriniformes; Melanotaeniidae
Exons: 11
Coding region: 162-1232 (356 amino acids)
Source: RefSeq, a predicted model, not a curated record
CAACACGUCUAGUUCACAGCAGACUGAAAAACUUUUGCACUCUUGUGGAUUUAUCCAGCAAACUUCGACCUUUUCGAUCCAGGACAACCUAUUCAGCUUCUCGGACGUGUUUGUGGCUUUGCUUGGGUGCGUGUGUGUGUGGGUUGUUUUUUUUUCUAGAGAUGCCGAGGAAGAAGAACUUCAGGAUUUCGCAGGCGGCUCGGAGGAGGGCUGCGGACAGACGGACCCUUGACGUUUCUCCUCAGGUUCCCAUGGACCGCUGUGCACCGCAUGGCACUGGGCACCGGCACAAGGUGAGGAGGUGGGAGGUGUCGGUGCUCACAGGGCGGCAGCACAAGUUGGUUCUUCCGUCGGAGUCCCACGGCAAAAAGGUGGUUUUUGCUAUUGGUGACUCCCAUCUUCGAAGCCUUGCAGAUGGCAUCGUGCGGUUGCCUGAGGGUCGUCUGGCGUGGGGGUUCAUGUCAACGCCGGGGGCAAGCGCCACCGAGUUGAGAACUGAGGUGCUUCAUGCUGAGGUGCCUCAGGAUCCCGACUUGGUGUGCGUCUUGGCUCCGAGCAAUGACUUGACCGCCAAGCACACCAUCGGCCGUGCGGCUGCAGACUUCCAGCGGUACCUAGCCACCGUCUGCAGUCGCUGGCCGAAGGUGUGUGUGCUGGACUUUCCUCCGAGGUUGACCGUUGAGGACUCCCUGCAAGAGCUCUACCGCCAGGAGUUCCACCGGGUGGCAGCCCGCAUGGCUGUGAAGUACUUCCACAUCGCGGACCACUUCCCCCGGCAGUGUCUCAACCUGUGGAGUCGCGAUGGUGUCCACCUGAGUGAUGACGUCGGCAUGGAGAUCUUCGCCCAGCUGCUGUGGACGGUUGCUUACACGCAACUGGAGACCGUGCCGCCAGCCCCGCCGGUGUGUCGUCCAUCCCCACCUUCUCGCUUCACUCCUCGUGUGGUUGUGAAGGGAGAGGUGAGGGUGCGUCGCAGCCCUGGGCCCGAGGAGUGGACUGUCGUUGGUCCGAGCGGCAAGUCCUCUGGAGGAUGCAGUGCAGUUCAGCGGGAGCCGGCUGGCAUCCCCCUGAAUCCUGUGCUGUUCAGCAGUGAGAUGUUGGAGGAGAUGGAGAAGGUUUCUCCAUCAAAUCUGACAUCUCCUGCUGACUUUGCUGGUGUUUCACCGCCAAAGACGCUGCGUGUGAAACACCACUCCAAGAGGACUCGAAGGGUAAGUAGAUUUUGGAAAUAAAUCUUUGUAUUUAUU